Miniopterus natalensis is the source of this 2724-nucleotide messenger RNA. RefSeq names its product SH3 and cysteine rich domain 3 (gene STAC3). Gene Ontology annotation, molecular function: protein binding. The record is from RefSeq and is a predicted model, not a curated record. Gene Ontology annotation, biological process: positive regulation of voltage-gated calcium channel activity; skeletal muscle contraction; positive regulation of protein localization to plasma membrane. NCBI's taxonomy places the organism in Eukaryota, Metazoa, Chordata, Mammalia, Chiroptera, Miniopteridae.
AUGACAAAGAACAUUGCCCUGGAAAUCUCUUGGGUCUGGGUAGCAGUGUCUAGCUAGGCUCCUCCAAAGCUUUUCUGACCCAACCUCCAACAUAAUCCUUUACUUAUAGAUAAAAGGGGAUAAAGCAACACUAUAUGGCCACCUCCAAAUUGCUGUCCUCUGAGAUGGGUGUAUCUCCUUUUUCAGCUGUGACACACAGCAGGAAAAGGCUCUGUGCCCGAGAUAAGAAUACCAGAUAACUCACUGACCCAUCAAUGCAUACACGGGCACCAGAGGAGGGAGAUGGAAUCAGAAUCAAAAUGACUCUGGGAGUGUGAGACCUGGCAUCCUACCACCUCCAAGAGUUUGCAGUUCUCAUGGGGAAUGGGGACAUUACUUGCAGGUGAUAAGAACUCCACGUGUGGCAGUUAUUGCCUUCUUUCCAUUGUUGAGACCAUCUCUGUCUGGUCGUUAGACCCCAGAACCCUCCAGGCUGGCUUUUUUUUUUUUUUUUAAUAGCUCUUAGAAGUCCCUUCACCUUGAGGACAAGAUUUUAGAGGAAUGGGGGAGGGGGCAAAGAUGCCUAUGGCAACAGCUGGAGAGACCAAAGCAGUACUACAUGUUCUUCACUCCCUGACAGGAUGGCAGGAAGGUACCCCUCCAACUUCCCACAGAGAAGAAAGCAACCUAGUCUGGCUGAUAGAAGAGCUCUGAAAAUUCAAAUUUCCCUUUUCUCACCAGUUCCCAGCCCUUUCCUUUCUAAAGGUUUGAGUUUACAUCAAUACUUGAUAGUAUAAAAACACAUGGCCACAAGAAGACAAUGGCUGAGAAGGUGAAGGCUUAGUUCCUAAAGUAGGUCCAGGGAGGGUAGAAUUAGGGAGAUGUUUGGACCUUGGAGAAGGGAUUGGAAAAGCUGUUCAUAAUUCAUCUUUACCUUCAAUCAUUUAAAAUCACCCAAAUGAGUAUACAGCAUGAACACUGUCCCCUCCUGAAUUUAGCCAGUACUGACCACACCACAGAUGAGAAACUAGGUAACAGCAGCUCUGGGGGAUGGGAGGAGUCAGGGUCUAGCCUUGCCCAGACCUCCCCGUUUCCAAUUUCUCUGUGUCAGCUGUGCCGCUCAGCUGUCCACUUCCCUCCAGCACUGUCAUUCCAGCUCUGACACCAAGGCAAGAGGCUAGGUCUACAAAUACUGUCUGGUAGCCGGUGUGAGUUCAGAGGGCACUGGGGGGGGCUUAGCCCCCAAGGAAGAGGACCAGUCUUCCUCCAGUGCCACCAUCAAGACUGCAGGGGCUCUUCUUCCCUCCACAGACGACUUACAGGGAGUCCCAAACGAUGACAGAAAAGAAGGUGCUGGAAUCCCCUAAGCCCUCCCCAGCAGAAACUCGGCAAAGUGGGCUACAGCGGCUGAAGCAGUUAUUCAGGAAGGAGUCUACUGGAACAAAGGAGAUGGAGCUUCCCCCAGAGCCCCAGGCCAAUGGGGAGGCAGUGGGAGCUGGGGGUGGGCCUAUCUACUACAUCUAUGAGGAAGAGGAGGAAGAAGAGGAGGAGGAGGAGGAGCCACCCCCAGAACCUCCUAAGCUUGUCAAUGAUAAGCCCCACAAAUUCAAAGAUCAUUUCUUCAAGAAGCCCAAGUUCUGUGAUGUCUGUGCCCGGAUGAUUGUGCUCAACAACAAAUUUGGGCUUCGCUGUAAGAACUGCAAAACCAACAUCCAUGAACACUGUCAGUCCUAUGUGGAGAUGCAGAGAUGCUUCGGCAAGAUUCCCCCUGGUUUCCAUCGGGCCUACAGCUCCCCACUCUACAGCAACCAGCAGUACGCUAGUGUCUCUGCUGCAAAUCGUAAUGACCCUGUGUUUGAAACCCUGCGCACUGGGGUGAUCAUGGCAAACAAGGAACGGAAGAAAGGACAGGCAGAUAAGAAAAAUCCUCUAGCAGCCAUGAUGGAAGAAGAGCCAGAGUCUGUCAGACCAGAGGAAGGCAAACCCCAAAAUGGAAACCCUGAAGGGGAUAAGAAGGCUGAAAAGAAGACACCUGAUGACAAACACAAGCAGCCUGGCUUCCAGCAGUCUCAUUACUUUGUGGCUCUCUAUCGGUUCAAAGCCCUGGAGAAGGACGACUUGGAUUUCCCGCCUGGAGAGAAGAUCACAGUCAUUGAUGACUCCAAUGAGGAGUGGUGGCGGGGGAAAAUAGGGGACAAGGUCGGAUUUUUCCCUCCAAACUUCAUCAUUCGUGUCCGGUCUGGAGAACGUGUGCACCGGGUAACAAGAUCCUUCGUGGGGAAUCGUGAGAUAGGACAGAUCACUCUCAAGAAGGACCAGAUCGUGGUGCAAAAAGGAGAUGAAGCUGGCGGCUACGUCAAGGUCUACACUGGCCGCAAGGUGGGGCUGUUCCCCACCGACUUCCUGGAGGAGAUUUAGGUGUGCAGGCGCCUGAUGGCGGGAGAUACCCAUGUUGGAUUCUGGGCAGGCCCAGCAGAGGUUGGAGAGGAAAGGGGUGAAAGCAACUAUACCUCUGAGUAAGGGAGGAAUCGGAAAGCCCGCCAGAGCAUGACGGGGCUCCUGGAAAGGGACUGGUUCCCGCCCUCCUCCCUCGGCCUAUGCCCUCGGAUACUGGUGCCUAGAACAGCCUUUGAGAGCUGGAAAAAAAAAUGCGUUUCCACUAGGAGGCGCUCUGGGGUGCGGGGGCGGGUGGGAGGCGAACUGUUGAAUGUUGUGAAUUUAUUAAAGUUUUGACAAAAGUUAGAA